Torulaspora delbrueckii is the source of this 1260-nucleotide messenger RNA. It is a transcript of the gene ADH4, whose product is annotated as alcohol dehydrogenase ADH4. The record is from RefSeq and is a predicted model, not a curated record. Gene Ontology annotation, molecular function: alcohol dehydrogenase (NAD+) activity; metal ion binding. The transcript has a single exon. Lineage: Eukaryota; Fungi; Ascomycota; Saccharomycetes; Saccharomycetales; Saccharomycetaceae. The coding region runs from base 1 to 1260 and encodes 419 amino acids.
AUGAGAACUACAUUGGUAAACCGUUUGGUAUAUAAGCGCCCUCUGCUGAGCAAUGGGGUGUUUGCAUCAUUGAAGAGAAGCACACUACAAAGCAAUACUUUUAAGAGAAUGUCUUCUUCUGUCACAGGUUUUUACAUCCCACCAGUAUCUUACUUCGGUGAAGGUGCCCUAGAACAAUCGAUCGAACAUCUAAAGAAAAAGGAGUUCAGCAAGGUUCUGAUUGUUACAGAUCCUGGUAUCGCCAAGAUUGGUCUAUCCGCUAAGGUUGCCGACCUCUUGAAGAAAGCUGGUGUGGAAGUUAGCAUCUAUGAUAAGACUCAGCCAAACCCUAAUAUCCAAAAUGUGGUCGAUGGUUUGAAGAUUCUAAAGGAAAACGACGCCAAAGCCGUUAUUUCUCUAGGUGGUGGUUCUGCACACGAUAACGCUAAGGCUAUUGCUUUGUUGGCAACCAACGGUGGUCAGAUUGGUGAUUAUGAAGGUGUCGACAGAUCCAAGAACCAAUGUCUGCCCUUGUUUGCCAUCAACACUACAGCCGGUACCGCAUCUGAAAUGACCAGAUUCACCAUUAUUUCUAACGAGGAAAAAAAGAUCAAGAUGGCUAUUAUCGACAACAAUGUGACCCCAAGUGUGGCCAUCAACGACCCAACUUUGAUGUACGGUUUACCACCAGCUCUUACAGCUGCUACUGGUAUGGAUGCCUUGACCCAUUGUUUCGAAGCCUACGUGUCCACCGCUGCAAACCCUAUUACUGAUGCUUGUGCAUUGAAGGGUAUUGACUUGAUCAGAGAGAGCUUAUGCGAAGUCUACAAGAAUGGUCAAGACAAGAAGGCAAGGACCGACAUGUGCUACGCCGAAUACUUGGCCGGUAUGGCUUUCAACAAUGCCUCCCUAGGUUAUGUUCACGCACUUGCCCACCAACUUGGAGGUUUCUAUCAUUUGCCACAUGGUGUAUGUAACGCUGUUCUACUACCUCAUGUUCAAAAGUUCAACACGGCCGACAAAGUCGCUGCCAAGAGACUGGGCGAAAUCGCACUACACUUGGGCCAAUCCGCAGGUACAGCCGAAUCUGCAGUGCAAGCUCUACACGAGCUGAACAAACAAUUGAACAUUCCAAGAAACUUGAAAGAGCUUGGUGUUAAGCAAGAGGAUUUUGACAUUUUGGCCGAUAACGCCAUGAACGACGCCUGUCACUUGACCAACCCUGUCCAAUUCACCAAGGAUGAAGUCAAGCAGAUUUUGCAAGAGGCUUACGACUGCUAA